AUGGGUCGUGGUGAGUACUAUCGCAACAAGUAUGGCGGUCGAGGCCGUGGAAGUGGUCGUGGACGUGGACGUGAAGAUCCUAAAGGUUGCAACCGUAAUGAUCACUACAAUGAACGAUCACAUACGCCAUUAAUUACAUCUUCAUGGAAAGAAUUAGGUGACAUGCUACAGCAAUUAAACAAUCGAAAUUAUGGUGCAUAUCACGAAUUGGAACGUGUGUUUGAGUAUCAAAGCAGAGUUAAUGAGUCCCUUUGCUUCUCUCUUGAAUUUGGUUAUAUUCAAGGCGAUCCGUACGCAAGUCCAUCACGUGCUCACGUGACAGUCUCAUCUGUCUCGGCUGCUUUUCCAAUUGAAAUGCACGACGACAGGACACGUAAUGUCGCCUUGUGUGACUAUUUAACUCGAGUCUUUGCUGCAAGUGCACGUAGUUAUGGAGCCGAUGCCAAAACGGUUAGUAAUUCGUGGCAAGGAGCUAAGGGUGGUGAUAUUACGAUUGAUGCUCCGGGUCAACACGUGAUUGAACGUUCAAGUGUCAAUGUAUUGACUAAUGGAGAUAUUGAGGCCAGAUUUAACAUCAACUUGCCGGCACGUGGUCGAAGUAUUUGUGGAGACUGGGCAUAUACAAUUCUGGUAGAAACUUUGCCAAAGUUGGUGGAACACUCGUUGAUGCUAAAAAGUCUGGAUAUGAGUCAUUUGAUGAAGCAUUUGCAGUCGGUGGAAGAUCAGGAAACAUUGAGAGGAAUGCUCAACGAUGCAGGACUCGUGGGCUUUGUUCGAGAUGGAGCUGUGCUCCCGAGACAGUCUGGAGCUUCGGAUUUGCCACUGAGUAAUGACAAGGCGAUUCUGUUCAGGUCACCCGAGUCGUUGAGCAGAUCAUUUACGCUGCCAAACUGUGGAAUAGUCACGGGUAUGGGCAUCCCUCAGGGUGUCACGCUGUUUGUCGGUGGAGGGUUUCAUGGUAAGAGUACAGUGCUUAAAGCGCUGGAGGUGGGCGUGUACAAUCAUGUACCGUCGGACGGCCGUGAAUUCGUUGUUGUGGAUCCGAACGCAGCAAAGAUUCGCUCUGAGGAUUCCCGUAGCGUCGUGUGUACCGAUAUUAGCGCAUUUAUCGAUAACCUUCCGUUUAAGCAAGAUACAACUCGCUUUUCUACUGCUGAUGCUUCUGGCAGCACGUCACAGGCAGCUAAUAUUGUCGAGGCCCUGGAAGUGGGUGCAACGACACUGUUGAUUGACGAGGAUACGUGCGCCACCAACUUCAUGAUCCGUGACUGGAAGAUGCAGCAACUAGUGGCUGAAGACAAGGAACCCAUUACACCUUUCAUCUCGAAGGUGCGCGCACUCUACACACAGCAUGGGGUAUCGUCUGUGCUAGUCAUCGGUGGCGCUGGCGACUACUUUUCUGUCGCCGAUCAUGUGAUCAUGAUGGACUCGUAUCAGCCACGAGAUGUCACCACUGCAGCCAAGAAGAUUGCGAGCGAGCACGGCGAAAUCCGACAGGAUGCUCAGUUUGGCGGGUUCAAAUCUCGCAUUCCUUUGGGCAACGGCUUCGAAGUCAAUGGCAAGGUCAUCUCGCGCGGACUGGGCAAAAUCCAGUAUGGAGAAGUGGAUUUAAACUUGACUGCCGUCGAACAGAUCGUCGAGUCCAGUCAAGUGCGCACGAUUGCAGACGCCAUUCAAAAGGCUCGCUCUUUGAUGGAUGGGAAGCGUACGCUUAAGGAGGUGUUGACCAUGCUUGAAGGUGAAAUUGAUCGUACAGGUUCACUUGAUGUUGUUGGCUGUUACAAAAAGUCUGGAUUCUACACUCGGCCUCGUAAACUUGAGCUGGCAGCCGCUAUCAAUCGUCUUCGAACAGCAACGAUGACGCAGCAGAGUAACGAAGUACUGUAA
This is a messenger RNA of Peronospora farinosa, 1887 nucleotides long. Lineage: Eukaryota; Oomycota; Peronosporomycetes; Peronosporales; Peronosporaceae. The record is from the annotation of a GenBank genome assembly.